AUGCAGACCGAUCAAUGGAGCACGGCACACUUCACAGGGACCAAGAUCAAUAAGGUGCGAUGGUUGCCGCGCUAUGACCAGAUCGGUCGUGCUUCAUUCUUCGCCACCGGAACCUGGGAGGAAGAGGUGAACAAAGUCACACUGUGGCAGCUCAACUUGCCCGAAGGAGACGACAAGGGUGCAGACGCUCCGUUUGAGUGCUACGAGUCCACCCACCAUGGAGGUGUCACAGAUCUCAAGGCGGUCGAAGCGAACAACCAGGUCUAUGUCCUCACUACGUCGACCAAGGGAUCCUACUCGCUCUAUCAAGUGCCGCAGGACCUCUUUACUGGUGAUGUGGACGAAGGCCAAGUAGCGUCCCUCCCGCGGGAGUUGCUCGCCUCCAACCUUCACACGUCGGCCGCCACUGCCAUUGAUUACUCGCCCGAGUUGCAAGAGGUGGUGACGGUGGGCGAGGACGGAACGAUCAACAACCUCCAGCUGACCGCGACCAAGCCUCACGUCUCAUUUGUGCGAGCCGAAAGCUGUGCCUUCACUUCGGUGCAGUACAUGACACAGACGACCAUUCUCACGACGGCAAGCAACAACACGCUCAAGAUAUGGGAUCUUCGCGCCAAGAGCGUCUUCAAACAGUUGAAAGACACGGCCAAGGAAGGGAUCAUCACCAGCGCCACACGCCAUCCGUUCCAAAUCCACCGUUUGACCACGGCGUACAGCAACGGCUCGAUCGCGAUGUGGGACCUGCGCCAGAACGCUCCGUUCAUGCAUCUGGACAAGCACACCAGCCACGUGUGGGAGGUCCAACACCAUGCCACAGCACCCGACAACCUGUUCACCUGCUCCGAAGACGGCUUCCUUUUCCACUGGGAUGUGAAGGCCAUUCAGCAGGUCAGCGGACGAGGAGCGAGCCAGUUGGUGGCCAACGAUGAGGUGAUCGAGGAAGUGGGCAACAGCAGGCGCGUGGUGGUCACCGACAAGCUGGGCAUCAACUCCUUCCACGUCAAUCCGGAGACCAACGUGCUCGUGAGCGCCGGCGACACCCACUCCCUCCAGUUCCGAUCGUCUGUCGUACUUCAGUACUAG
Molecule: messenger RNA, 1083 nt
Organism: Acanthamoeba castellanii str. Neff
Lineage: Eukaryota; Discosea; Longamoebia; Acanthamoebidae
Product: nucleoporin, putative
Exons: 11
Coding region: 1-1083 (360 amino acids)
Cellular component (GO): nuclear pore outer ring
Molecular function (GO): protein binding
Source: RefSeq, a predicted model, not a curated record